Mangifera indica (mango) is the source of this 3907-nucleotide messenger RNA. RefSeq names its product disease resistance protein RRS1B-like. Bases 98 to 3907 code for a protein of 1269 amino acids. The record is from RefSeq and is a predicted model, not a curated record. Lineage: Eukaryota; Viridiplantae; Streptophyta; Magnoliopsida; Sapindales; Anacardiaceae. Gene Ontology annotation, biological process: defense response; signal transduction. Gene Ontology annotation, molecular function: ADP binding. The transcript is spliced from 13 exons.
AUUUCCUGAGAAAAAGCAAAGAAAUUGAACCCAGGAAAAAAAUAUACAACUUGUAACUCUGUGAGAAGAAAUAGUCUUGUUGCUUCAAUUAACUGCGAUGGCUUCGUCUUCUUCUUCUUCUCAAGUGAAGUAUGAUGUUUUCCUCAGUUUCAGAGGUGAGGACACUCGAGACAAUUUUACCAGCCACCUCAAAGACGCGUUGUGUGGGAGAAAGAUUGUUACUUUCAUCGAUGAUCAACUUGUAAGAGGAGAUGAGAUAUCACCAUCUCUUUUGAAUGCGAUUAGUGGAUCAAAGAUUUCAAUCAUCAUAUUCUCGAAAGGUUAUGCUUCUUCUACAUGGUGCCUCCAAGAACUUGUAGAGAUCCUCAAUUGCAGGAGAAUGUACGGUCAGAUUGUGAUUCCAGUGUUCUAUCAUGUAGAUCCAUCAGAUGUAAGGAAGCAAACAGGGACUUAUGGAGAUGCAUUUGACCAGUAUGAAGUAAAAUAUAUGGAGGAAAAAGAGAUGUUGCAGAGAUGGAGGAAUGCUUUGACGGAAGCAGCCAAUCUAUCUGGCGUUGUUUCAAAUUCCAUCAGGCCUGAAUCGGAACUUGUUGACACAAUUACUGAAUGUAUUUUGGAGGGUUUGGAUGAUAAGUCUUAUAGCCAUAAUAAGAACUUGGUUGGAGUAGCAGUGAAGAUCCGGAAAAUUAAAUCUUUAUUGUCUGAUCAGUCAAGUAAAGUAUGCAAGUUAGGACUUUGGGGUAUGGGUGGCAUAGGCAAGACGACUCUUGCUGAAGCAGUCUUCAAUGAAAUCUCAAGUCAAUUUGAAGCUUCGUAUUUUGCUCGAAAUGUUAGGGAAGCAUCAAAUAUAAAUCAACUGCGUCGUUUGCAAAAAGAAUUUCUUUAUGCAAUAUUAGGGGAUAGACACCUUGAUAUAAGAAACACAUCCACAAAAAAAAGGCUUGGACGUAAAAGAGUUCUUACUGUUUUUGAUGAUGUGGCAGAUUCGAAACAAAUAAAAGAAUUAAUUGAAGAUCUUGAAGACUUGGGUUUUGGAAGUCAAAUCAUUAUAACCACAAGGGAUAAACAAGUGCUAACAAUUUGUGGAUUGGAUGAUUCUACCAUAUAUAAGGUCGAAGGAUUAGGUAGUAAAGAAUCUCUUAGACUUUUUAAACAACAUGCCUUCAAACAAAACCAUCGAAUUGAUGCAGUUUGCUUGAUGCUUUCAGAAAAAGUUAUAAGUUAUACAGAAGGUUUGCCUUUAGCUCUUGAAGUUUUAGGUAGCCAUCUCCUUGGUAGAGGAAAACUUGAAUGGUAUAGUGCACUUGAAGAUUUACAAAAAUCUCCGGAUGAGGUUAUCCAAAAGGUGCUUAAGAUGAGUUAUGAUGAAUUAUCUGAUGAAGAGAAGACUUUAUUUUUAAAUAUUGCAUGCUUCUUUAAAGGAUGGGAUAAAUAUCAAGUUGGUAAAUUUACUUCACAUAAUCGAAUACGUGUUCUUGUUGAUAAAGCUCUUAUAUCUAUUCUAUUUACCACAAUAGAAAUGCAUGAUUUGAUUCAAGAGAUGGGUCGAGAAAUUGUCCGACAAGAGUCAAUCACUAAACUUGGCCAACAGGUAUAUCAUAUUAUUGGAACUGACAAAAUAAGAGGCAUGCUCUUUAAUAUGGCUGAAAUGAGAAAGAUCCACUUAAAUCCUCAUACUUUCUCAGAGAUGGCUAAUCUAAGACUCCUUAUAGUAAAAAACUUAUAUUGGAGAUGCAAUAAUGAAGUUCAUGGUUUUGACAGCAUUGAAUUUGAUUUCUCAGAGUUAGAAUGCCUCUGUUGGGAUGAUUACCCCUUCCCAUCGUUGCCUUUGAAAUUUGAUCCUGAUAACCUUGUUGUACUUAAGAUGCAAAACAAUAAUCUUAAACAACCAUGGACGGGCAUUAAGAAUCUUGCUCGUUUAAAAUACAUUGACCUAAGUUGCUCAAAACAUCUACUUGAAGUCUGUUGCGUACCUGUUCAGGCCAAGCUCUCUACUGCUCCAGCUUCAAUGUCUCUUGGCAGAAUAAAGGGAAUAAGAGGAACCUGUAAUAUUCAUGGCCUCAGCAGGCAGCAUUCAUUUUGUAUAUUGUAUACUCAAUCAAUAAAACAGACUCAAUCCAUUCAACCAGAUUUCAAGUCAAGUUUAGUGAAGAUUGUAGCACCAGAUUACUCAUCUAACAGCUCAUCUAUAGCAGGAAUGAGAAACUUAUCUGGAAUGCAUGAAGCAUUUCACGAACCUGUCUCUCAAUUUCAGUCUUCUGGUGAUGAGGAUACCGAUACGCUCAACCCUUGGACACUUCGCUCUGUCGGCGACCGAGCUGCCAUUUUCGAUGACAACCUAGAAGGUUGCUGGGGAGCGUGGAAGCUGCAAUUUGUUGACCAGUUGUUGAGAAAUGAAGCUGUGGGAAGGGCCGGAGUCCACCAGAAUGAUGACAGGGGAAAAGUGAAUCUUGCCCAAAAAUUUCAAUGUUUUAGGGGUACUGAUACCAGCAACAGAGUGACGGGAAAGCUCCAUUUCUUCACCGUGUCGGAGCUUGAGUUGGCUGGUGUCUUCCGAAAAUUCCAGUGGGUUCUGUUCAUCUUCAUCACAGAGCAUCAAACGGAGUUGUUUGAAAGGGCACUGAUGGUUCGGACCGAACUUGCCUGCACACUUGAAGCACAAGCCUUGCGCUAUGCGAGUCUGAAUUUCAGAUUGAGAGAGGCGUGGGGAAAAGGAAACGGGCUUGGGCUGGUGUAUUUGGGAGGGGCUGAAAGUGGUGUGGUGGAAGAAGCAAUUAGGCCGGUGUGGCUUGGGCUGCCCUUGUUGGAUCCGGGUCCCAUUCCAGCCCGUGCACGACCCGGUCUCUUUCUUCUAUAUCUGUCGCCUGCUGCAUCAAGACCGGCGGUGAAGGCUCCUCGCACCCACUCUGCUGGUGCCGAUGGAAGCAUUGCCACCAGCUGUUUGAAACGAGCUCUGUACUCGGCCACUGUUCCCGCCUCUAUCAAAGUCUCAGACCUUUCAAAAGCUUCAAAUCUAGAGCGGUUGAUUCUAAGUAAUUGCAAAAGCCUUGUCAAUCUUCCAAUUGGCAUUCAAUCAAGGUCUUUAAGAGAUGUUUUUCUCACUGGCUGCUCUAAUCUCAACACUGCUCCAAGGAUAUCACGUAAUAUGGAAAGAUUGUGUUUGAGUGGAACUGCAAUAAAAACCUUAUCGUCUUCCAUAGAAAGCCCUUCCAGACUAGUUGAACUGGAUCUUACGAACUGCUUAAACCCUGAAAGUCUUCCAAGCAGCCUUUGUAAUUUGACAUCUCUUCAACAACUUGAUCUCUCUGGUUUGUCAAAUCUAAAGAUGGUUCCAGAGUUUCCACCUGAGAUCCUAGAGUUGUAUUUAAAUGGAAUUGCAGUAAAAGAAUUGUCUUUAUCGAUUGGGAAAGUAUCAUCUCUGAUAAAAUUAAGUCAUAGAAAUUGUUCAAGCCUUGAAAGUCUUUCAAGCAGCCUUUGUAAUUUGACAUCUCUUCGAAAGCUUGAUCUCUCUGGUUUGUCAAAUCUAAAGAUGGUUCUAGAGUUCCCACCUGAGAUCCUAAAGUUGUAUUUAGAUGGAACUGCCGUAAAAGAAUUGUCUUCAUCGAUUGGGAAAGUAUCAUCUUUGAUAAGAUUAAGUCUUAGAAAUUGUUCAAGCCUUGAAAGUCUUCCAAGCAGCCUUUGUAAUUUGACAUCUCUUCGAAAGCUUGAUCUUUCUGGUUCGUCAAAUCUAAAGAUGGUUCCAGAGUUCCCACCAAAGAUCCUAGGGUUAUAUUUAAAUGGAACUGCAGUAAAAGAAUUGUCUUCAUCGAUUGGGAAAGUAUCAUCUCUGAUAAAAUUAAAUCUUAGAAAUUGUUCAAGCCUUGAAAGUUUUCCAAGCAGUCUUUAUGGUUCAAGAGUUCCCACCUGA